CAUAGCCACGGUAGCCCUGGCGACAAGAACCCAGCAACGAGAAUCAACAACAACAACAACUGAAUCCGCCAUAAAAAUAAAAGAAGACAAUUUACCGGUGGGAAAUACACACGUGGAUACAGAGGGUGAUUCCCAGCUCCUGCAAUGGCCACCUCAGGCUACGUAGGUGAGAUCCAGCCAGCAGCCCAACCCCAGGGGGCCGUAGUAACCAUCACAUCGGGGCAACCUGACGCCAGUUCUACCCCUGCAACCUCCCCGCAGUUUCUGGCUGAGAUUCAGACCGCUGUGGCCGCUCCCACUGUUCUCACACAAACGGGCCAAACUACUCCCCCUGAUCAAGCCCUCUCCAUCAGCUCUCCGGAGCCUGCAGAUGGUUCCCAAGCCCAGUCCAACGCUCAAGCCCAGCCUCCUCAGACACAAUACGUGACCGCAGAGAUCCAGGGCUCCCCCUCACAGUCUGGAAAUGCUCAAAGCACCCCUCAGUACAUUGUUGUUACAGUCACAGAGGGCUCCCUUCACUCCUGUGACAGCGUGUCGGACUCUAGCCCCCCCCCAGCUGUGGUGCAAACAGGAGUUCCCACGCAGGUUGUUCAACAGGUUCAGUCAGCUCAACAGAGAUCUGUGGUGCAGGCUACUUCUCAGAUAGCCAAGACUGAGCCUGGUACACAGCUCAGUGUCACCAGCCUGCAACCUGUUCAUAUCGGCCAGGAGUUCCUCCCUAGCACCGUGCUGACAGCAUUAGUCAGGGAUAGGAAUCUUGAAGAAUGUCUGCAGCAACAUGAGAUAGGACAGGCAGAGUUCCAGGCCGAGGCUUCAGCAGACUACAUAAGAGAAUGCUGCGGCACACCCCUCUACCUUCCCUUGGAGCUCCUUCAGUAUUACCAAUCACUGUACUGGCUCUCUGUGGCUGCGGAGAAAGAGAUAGGGGCCCAACCUGCAGUCACAAACUCAGGCCCAUAUCAGCCACCACUGCAGACUACAACUGCCACUUUCCAAGUUCAGCAGCAGCUCACACCAGUGCCCGUGCAACAUGUGUACGCCAAUCAAGUGCAGUAUGUGGAAGGAGAAGAGACCAGCUACACAACAAGCACUAUCCGGUCGAGCGCCUUUCCCUACACUGACACGCCGCUGUACACCCAGACCACAGCUGCCCAGUAUUAUGACAGUCAAACAGCUUCUGUCUCACAGGCCUCCCCUGGCACACCUCUAACCGUCUCUGUGACUGCUGGCACAACAGGGGGGGUGUCCAUGUUUGUUGCCCAGCCCACCAGUGCAGCAGGGGGAGGGGCCACAGUGGUGACCACAGGUGGCACCACCAAUGGGGCAGGGGAUGGGGCAGGAACCAACGGUGGCGCAGCAGGCAGCUAUGUGAUCCAGGGGGGGUACAUGCUGGGCAGCAGCAGCACAGGGACAGCUGGCAACAGUCAGAGCUACUCUCACACCGCCCGCACCUCUCCAGCCACUGUGAGUAUUACAGAGGGCGAGGAGGGUAGCGUGCCGUCGGCAGACAAGAAGGUACAGUGGUUGCUGGACAACUACGAGACAGCUGAAGGAGUGAGUCUGCCACGAUCCACGCUCUACUGCCACUAUCUGCUGCACUGCCAGGAGCAGAAACUGGAGCCUGUCAAUGCUGCCUCCUUCGGGAAACUCAUUAGAUCUGUGUUCAUGGGGCUGCGCACACGACGCCUCGGCACACGGGGUAAUUCUAAAUACCACUACUAUGGGCUGAGGAUCAAGGCAGGCUCUUCUCUUCUUCGUCUGAUGGAAGAUCAGCAACAUCUGGCCAUGAGGCAGCAGCCAUUCUCACAGAAACAAAGGUGCUGUACACACAUACAAUAAUCAUCCAUAACAUUGACUGCAUAUAAGCCUUUUUAAAUCAGAAGUGAAAGUU
This is a messenger RNA of Notothenia coriiceps (black rockcod), 1891 nucleotides long. Its product is annotated as MHC class II regulatory factor RFX1-like. NCBI's taxonomy places the organism in Eukaryota, Metazoa, Chordata, Actinopteri, Perciformes, Nototheniidae. The transcript is spliced from 9 exons. The coding region runs from base 145 to 1839 and encodes 564 amino acids. Gene Ontology annotation, molecular function: DNA-binding transcription factor activity, RNA polymerase II-specific; RNA polymerase II cis-regulatory region sequence-specific DNA binding. Gene Ontology annotation, cellular component: nucleus. Gene Ontology annotation, biological process: regulation of transcription by RNA polymerase II. The record is from RefSeq and is a predicted model, not a curated record.